GCGGGCCAUUCUUUUGCACAACUCCCAUAAACAACUUAGAUCUGUGGGGUGUGUGCGUUGGAAAACAGAGGUCGACCAAUGGGCACCGACAUCCUUCCCACAUGGUUACCUUGUUUACUACAAUGGCUGCAAAGCGCUCAGUUAGAGAUGACAGAAAACCCGGAGAUAUGAUCUCGAUCCCCUGUUGAACCAAACCGGUAUAUUUGCGGAUUAAAGGGGGCUUGCAGGGGAAAUUUUGUUUUCGUAUGGUGGUUAAACAAUAACGGAACGAUAACAGCGGGUUAUUUUCUCACUCUGACGCACGUCGGUCUGUACCGAACCGAGGGGUGUUUGUUUACCGAGAGAAACUCCGCUCCAGUUCCCCUUUUAAACUCCAGUCCAUAUUUUGUUUCUUCAGCCGUAAAGUCCCCAUGAGGAGCAGAAAGAGAGGAGCAGCAUUUCAAGUUACAGCCGGUCAAAGCGAGCUUGGAGGAAGGGGGUGUGUUACCCACUGGCAGAGGAGGGUGUGCGGAACCCAUUGAAACUUUUGGGUUGUUUUUCUACAAUGAAGCUUUUCUUUCCCACCAUUCUGAAUCCGUUGAAGAAAGACCAUAGGACUGCCUGAGGUUAGACAGACAGACAGACAGACAGACAGACAGACAGACAGAUAGAUCAAAGAAGGCAGAAAAAAGAACGGACACACAGGCAGACAUGCUACACAAGAUCCGUCUAGGAAAGCGUUCCCCACUGGGGGCAUUGGUGUCCUCCACCUGCCACUCACCUGACCAGGUGACCCAACGAGACCCGGAGGGGUGUGUGGCUAGUGUUGCCAUGGCGAUGGGACCAGGGCCACAGGCUGUUGGAAGAAUUAAACUGAACCCUGGACAAAAGGUGUACUUGCUGUGCAGAGGCCAUGAGCAUGCAGGGGUGGUUGAGCAACACAACCAUGUGGAUGACCAGGUGUCCAUCUUUCUGCCCAUCUUGGGACAACAUGUCGUGAGAAAGACAGAGGAUGUGAGGACCUCCCCCUCCACCCCUCCACUCUCCUCCUCCUUGUCCUCUACAGACCACCAGACCAGUGGCAGACCCCAUACAGUCUCCUCCUGCGUUGAUGUUCCCAGGAGGAGGAGUCCAGAGGAGGUAGAUAUGGAUGAGAUGAUGGCAGCCAUGGUGCUCACCAGCCUGUCAUGCAGCCCCCUGCUUCACAGCCCCCCACACAGAGACAUACCAGCAGUCCCUGACAUGGAAUGUGGUGGUGGAGACCUCUCAGACAGCGGCAGCAGUGGCUACUGGAGUGUCGGCCAUGGCAACGGAAGCCCAGCCCCUUCUCCACCAAUCACAGAUUCUGAAGGCAGCCUGGUCACGCCCUCUGAUGAGGGUUUGGACAUGGAACUGGAGCAGGUGCUAUUUGAUGAGCCAGCUCCGAGGAGACGCCGGAACUCAGUGAAAGUGGCUUACAGGUGCUUGUGGCCAAGCUGUGGGAAGACCCUUACCUCAGUAGUGGGGAUAAAGCGUCACGUGCGCACACUACAUCUGGGGCAGAAUUCCGAUCAUGAGCGUUGCUCCCGUAGUGAGGAGGAUUUCUACUACACAGAGAUCCACCAAAAAGACCAACAGGCGCGCACCCUGCCUCCCACUCUCAGUUUCAGCCCUCUUUCAGUCCCGAGCAUGCCUUGUCAUGGCUAUGUCCCCUCCCCGCCAAGCCCUCCUCAUCCAGCCUGUGGCUCUCAGGGAGUAGGAACACAACCCGGUGCCGGAGGAGUAGACCUCCCCACAGAUGGACCCCCCUUGCCAAUUCACCUGAGCCACUCAGCCCCCUCCUCCUCUGGCAUCUUCUGGCAGGUCCAGUCAGAACACUCCUACCAGGCUCCUACUCCGGUUCCUGUGUUGUCUCCUGCGGCUGCCAAUGCCACCUCCUCUCAGUGGACCACACCCACCACUGGCUCCCAAAGCAGACAGGGUGCAUCAUUUCGUGUUCGCUCAGUAAGUGUGGGAGAACAGUGGCUCCAGCAGCAGAGUGCCCCCAUCAGGACAAACCCUUCCAGUUUUUCUCCCCCUCGCUCUCACGGACCUGCAAGGCGGGUGCGUGGAGAAGCAAAGAAGUGCCGGAAGGUGUACGGCAUCGAGCACAGGGACCAGUGGUGCACAGCUUGUCGCUGGAAGAAAGCCUGCCAGCGCUUCCUUGACUAAACCCCCCCCCCCCCACGGACGAAGGAGGGAUUGAGCCAAAGGAGGAGAAGGAGAGAGGAAUGGAUCUCCACCCAGAGAAAAGACUGUAGCCAAAGGCUCAGGACCACACCAGAUGAGCACCAUUCUUCCUUGGUGUCCUUUUAUAUAUAUGUGUGUGUGUGUGUAUAUAUAUAUAUAUAUAUACACACACACACACAAAAUGAUAAAUCAUUUUUGUACUCUUUGUUUCCGAAAAGUGCUUUUUUUAUUGUGCAUUUUGUCAAUGUCCUUGUUUUAAAGAAUCUGGGUUGAUGUUUUGAUGAACAAAUUGUGGCAGCUAUAUGACCCUUUGACCUUUAACUGUUGGUCUUAAAGCACGCUAUAGUGUUCCACCAUUCUUCAUCUAGAAAUGGUGUGACCAUUGGACUUGAACAAUUCAUGUAUUACUAUCGGUGCGGGGAAAAUCGUAAAUGUUUCAGUUGACAGCACAAAUUUGCUACGAGGUACAUAAACAGGACUCAAGGCUGUCUCAUAGUGUUUGAAUUACGGACUGCCAGUGCACCUGUGGUAUGGCGAUUAGGCCCCGUUCGUCCUCUAUUACACCGUUCUCCUGUGUAGGUUUUAUUGUACACUGAUUAUUAUCGUGACAAAAAAGGAAGCGUAAAGCAGUUGAGUUGUCAACGUGGCAAUUGUUGGAAUUCGAACCAUCAACCAUCAUCACUAUGUACAUGGUUUCAUCUCCAAAUGCUAAGCCUGUAAAGCCACUUUGGAGAAGAAGUGAUCAUCUCCUUUGCUUGAUAUUGAAAUAGCACACAAAUGUAAUAGUGUUUGUUUUGAUGAAUAGGAUUAGGUCAUAACUUCAGUGAUGGUUAAAAGUGCAUCAUAGGCUGGGUGUCUACAAACCACCUUUUUCUGUUCAGGAAACGUUGGCAGGAUGCUGAUAAUUACACGUAGUUGACACAGCCUCAUGUUAAUUCUUUCAGUCAACUCGUCCUAGAGGAUGUCACUUUUUCAAAAGUUGAGGGGAUCCGACUGUUGAUAUUUCAUCCUAGCGGGAAGAAUCCUCUACCACUUAAUGUAGUCGUCCCCCACUUCCGAGCCGGAAUCCUGGAAUAAGUAAAAAGUUAAAACUGAAGGAAAAAAGUUUAAAUUAACUUCUUUGAGAGAUCAAAAGCAUUUCCUGUUGUCAUUUGUGUUGUAUGAUCAUGAAUGUUAUUUUGCCAACGUCACAUCUAAGUGUUUUGUGUGACUAAUGUUAAGAUGUUGAAACGCUUGCCACAAAGCAACUAAAGAUGGCCGCCGGGGCUUACCUUGUUGUUUUGUUAAUGCUUAGUUUUGCUGCAUAUCAAAGGUAUUGAAAUUAGCUGAUCCCCAAUAUGUUCUUUAGUUGCAGAUAUCUAUAUUUAGACUUUUUACCAGACACAUUGUAAAUGUCAACUCGCUUAUCUUUCAUUUCCCUGGCUUUCCUAUGUGUCUUGCCUUUAAGGGUGCUUAGGUUAUGAAGUAGUCGCCAACACAAGCCAUUUCCAUACAGCUUGGUUGGUUGCAGAAUACAAAUGCAGUAUUAAGGGAACUGAUAAGGAAUCAGUUUUACCUGCCAGAUUAUUGCAAGUGAGUUUACUUUGAAUCCUUUAAAUAUUCUACAAUGUAUAUUAUCUAUAACAGAUACUUCCUGAAGCUGCUUUUACAAACCUGUAGCCUUUAUACAUGACUGUUCUGAACCCCCCCCCCCCCCAAAAAAAAAGAAAUUGGGAGUUAAUAGGAUGUUUGUUUGUGGAAAAAAUAUUUUUGUUUACAGAGCAGUGGUCACCACCCAAGCCUCUGGAGAGCUACCGUCCUGCCGGUUUUCACGCCAACCCUCAUUUAACACCUGAUUGUGCUGAUUAUCUGGUGACCAAGACCUUGAUUAAUGGAAUCAGUUGUGUUAAAUGAGGGUUGGAGUGAAAACCAGCAGGACAGUAGAUCUGCAGGAGCAGGGUUGGUGACCACUGCUUUGCAGUAAACCAACGAGUCCUCAGAGGAAACACGAUUAUUAUUAUUGUUAUUGUUCUCUUUUAUUGUUCUAGAUGUGUCCUAUUACUUUGUGGACAAAAAAAAAGCAACUGUUGCAUAUUAUACCAUUUCUAAGAUCCAGUCUUUUCUAAACCAUUUGAAAUGUUGAUGUAGAAGUAUGCUUUAUAAAAAUGGAUUCUGUCUCAUUUUG
Molecule: messenger RNA, 4351 nt
Organism: Lampris incognitus (smalleye Pacific opah)
Lineage: Eukaryota; Metazoa; Chordata; Actinopteri; Lampriformes; Lampridae
Gene: znf395a
Product: zinc finger protein 395a
Exons: 10
Coding region: 691-2169 (492 amino acids)
Biological process (GO): regulation of transcription by RNA polymerase II
Cellular component (GO): nucleus
Molecular function (GO): RNA polymerase II cis-regulatory region sequence-specific DNA binding; DNA-binding transcription factor activity
Source: RefSeq, a predicted model, not a curated record